Hyalella azteca is the source of this 1553-nucleotide messenger RNA. RefSeq lists its product as uncharacterized. The transcript has 3 exons. Bases 85 to 996 code for a protein of 303 amino acids. NCBI's taxonomy places the organism in Eukaryota, Metazoa, Arthropoda, Malacostraca, Amphipoda, Hyalellidae. The record is from RefSeq and is a predicted model, not a curated record.
GUGGCAAGCAGCGGUUGAGCGCGUGUCGUCCCGAAGGAAUUGAUACUUCAGAUUACUUACGACGUUAAAAAACCGUUACGAACGAUGUCAACAAAGAGGAAGCCAAUGGACGAAUUUGAAGAGGAUUCAAUUUCUCUGGAAAUUGAGACCAUCGCCGUUAAGUACAAAUUCGACGAAAGUUUGCGCGGCAAAUGGAUGUUGUUCUUCAACCACGAUUACAUGGACGACAUGUGGGCUAAGGCCGUAGAGCUCUACAGCGCUGGAGAGCUGCCCGGCAUCAUCUCCAUCAAGACGUCAACAGCCGCUCCGUGCGAGCGUUCUGGAACGACGGAAUACGGAGCAAUACGCUUCACAUGUGGGCCUCACAGGGAGCGCGAACGAGUUCUGCAAUACGGGCAGCAGCUGGUGAAGAAAAUGCGGUAUUUUAAUACUGGUUUUGGUUUUGUUGCAUACAAGACUGAUGCUCAGUCGGUGAUCGGGACAAAGGCUACUGGAGCAAAGAAGAACUAUCUGUACCGCCUGCCCGUGCCAACGUACGACCAUUUGGAACAGAGAUCUGGUAUGGUGACGGAGCAUCCCAUAGAAGUGCCGUCGCGGAUGGGGACUCGCGAGUGGAUUGCUGAAGUGGUGGAUGAUUACAUCGAGGAGGUCGCUGACAUGAAUGAUUAUGCAAGAUGGUUGAUGAAGUUCCCUAAAGGAACCCUCCAUGACUCAGCAUGGGUCAGAGCUUGUCGCCUCUACCGUAGUGGAGAACUGGAAGACGUCGCGUACAUGCAAACGUCGACAGCCAAAGCCGUGCCGGGCAAAGAGAACACAAAAGAGGGAGUGAUAUUUUUCUGCUCCCGAGACAACCUUUCGCAGUCAAAACUGCAACAAUGUGGAAAAAAUCUUGUGCAAAAACUUAAUUACUCAUCGAGGCAGGGGGAAAUAACAUGUAGGUCUUACAAGACUGGCCGGACCUGUGCUGUACUGUGUCGGGUUCCCACUCUUGAAUAAUUAACUUAAAUCUUACCAAACUGAAUUUAAGUGUUUCAAGAGGAGCCCUCACAGGAACCCUUAUUCGCUAUUAGGCAUCUCAACUGAACUAAGUAUAAUCUUCAACAUUUAACUUAUUCGCUCUUUGGAACCUUUCCCCCGGUGAAGUACCCAGGUGAAAAUUGUUUAAAUAUUAUAUCCCAUUAUACACCACACAUAUAGCAAUUAAUAUAACAAAUUAGGGUGAAAAUAAAAUUCACCACAAUCCACUCAUUUAAGCAUGUUGCAGAUAUCAAUAUAGAGAAACCAAUAUUUCGGAGUAAUAUUAACGUAACUAGAUGUUAGAAUGUAACUGGUUCUUAAACAUACUAAAAUGGAACCGUUAAAUUUGAUAAAUGUAAUUAUUUUAAAUUUUCUCAAUCAAAUUGCAUACAGUAAUAAAUUGUGUUGUAUCUAUAACCCCUAACUAGGACAGGAGUACGAGAUGUAAUUCGAGGAGAUUAUUGAAGGAGUGCAAUGGAAUUCAAGAGAGUUUCUUGCUGUAGGUGUCGAGCAGAGGUGGGCAGUAGCGCGCUACA